Molecule: messenger RNA, 3000 nt
Organism: Heterocephalus glaber (naked mole-rat)
Lineage: Eukaryota; Metazoa; Chordata; Mammalia; Rodentia; Bathyergidae
Source: RefSeq, a predicted model, not a curated record
UGGGGGAGGCUGCGGGGCCAGCGCUACAGUGCCCGCGAGCGGCGGUCAGCCUAGCCUAGCCUGUGGGUCCGAGAGGACAGUGGAGGCGCAGAGUACCCGGCGCUCGGCCAUCCCCGGGAAAGCCGCUCCGGUUCCCGCUGUCCUGGCCGCGGCUCCUGGGGCUCGGUCCACCUGGGAGGGGGCGCACAGGUCAAAAAGGAAAAUGAAGUACAUUCUAGUUACUGGUGGUGUUAUAUCAGGAAUUGGAAAAGGAGUCAUCGCCAGCAGUGUGGGCACCAUACUGAAGUCCUGUGGCUUACAUGUGACUUCAAUUAAAGUUGACCCCUACAUUAACAUUGAUGCAGGAACAUUCUCCCCUUAUGAGCAUGGUGAAGUGUUUGUUCUGGAUGAUGGUGGGGAAGUUGACCUUGACCUGGGGAACUAUGAGCGGUUCCUUGACAUCCGCCUCACCAAGGACAACAAUCUCACCACUGGGAAGAUCUACCAGCACGUCAUUAACAAGGAACGAAAAGGAGAUUACUUGGGGAAAACUGUCCAGGUUGUCCCUCACAUCACAGAUGCAAUCCAGGAGUGGGUGAUGAAACAGGCAUUAAUACCUGUAGAUGAAGAUGGCCUAGAACCUCAAGUGUGUGUUAUCGAGCUUGGUGGGACAGUAGGAGAUAUCGAAAGCAUGCCCUUCAUUGAGGCCUUCCGGCAGUUCCAGUUCAAGGUCAAAAAGGAGAACUUUUGUAAUAUCCACGUCAGUCUGGUUCCACAGCCAAGUUCAACAGGGGAACAGAAGACAAAACCCACCCAAAACAGCGUUCGGGAACUUAGAGGGCUUGGACUUUCCCCAGACUUGGUUGUGUGCAGGUGCUCAAAUCCUCUGGACACAUCUGUGAAAGAGAAAAUAUCAAUGUUCUGCCAUGUGGAACCUGAACAAGUGAUCUGUGUCCAUGAUGUCUCAACUAUCUACCGAGUCCCCUUGAUGUUAGAAGAGCAAGGGGUUGUAGAUUAUUUUCUUCGAAGACUUGACCUUCCUGUUGAGAGGCAGCCACGAAAAAUGCUGAUGAAGUGGAAAGAGAUGGCAGACAGAUAUGAUCGAUUGCUAGAGACCUGUUCUAUUGCCCUUGUGGGGAAAUACACCAAGUUCUCAGAUUCAUAUGCCUCAGUCAUUAAAGCCCUAGAGCAUUCUGCAUUGGCAAUCAACCACAAAUUGGAAAUUAAGUACAUAGAUUCCACAGACCUGGAGCUGAGCACCAUGCAGGAGGAGCCCGUGCGCUACCACGAGGCCUGGCAGAAGCUCUGUAGUGCCCAUGGAGUGCUGGUUCCAGGAGGGUUUGGUGUUCGAGGAACUGAAGGAAAAAUCCAAGCAAUUUCCUGGGCUCGGAAGCAGAAAAAGCCUUUUUUGGGUGUGUGCUUAGGAAUGCAAUUGGCAGUGGUUGAAUUUUCAAGACAUGUACUGGGAUGGCAAGAUGCGAAUUCUACAGAGUUUGACCCUAAGACCAGUCAUCCUGUGGUCAUAGAGAUGCCAGAACACAACCCUGGGCAGAUGGGCGGAACCAUGAGGCUGGGCAAGCGGAGAACCCUGUUCCAGACCAAGAACUCGGUUAUGAGGAAACUCUAUGGAGACGCAGACUACUUGGAAGAGAGGCAUCGUCAUAGAUUUGAGGUGAAUCCAGUCUUGAAAAAGUGCCUGGAAGAGCAAGGCUUGAAAUUUGUUGGCCAAGACGUUGAAGGCGAGAGGAUGGAGAUUGUGGAGUUGGAAGAUCAUCCUUUCUUUGUUGGGGUUCAGUACCACCCCGAGUUCCUGUCCAGGCCUAUCAAGCCCUCCCCACCCUACCUUGGGCUCCUCCUGGCCUCCGUGGGGCAGCUUCCUCAUUACCUCCAGAAAGGCUGCAGGCUCUCACCCAGGGACACCUACAGUGACAGAAGUGGGAGCAGUUCCCCUGACUCUGAAAUCACUGAACUGAAGUUUCCAUCAAUAAAUCACGACUGAUCUGAUUCAAGAGAACCUUUGACUUUGAUGGAGUUUACUGCUAUGAUUUUACAUUUGGCUUUUGACACUUCUUUUUUUUAAAUUAAUUAUAUUGGUACAUUUUAGAUAUAUAUAAUGAUAGCAUUCGUCAUAGGGAAUUUGUACCUGUACAUGAUAUAUAUAUAUAUAUCUCGAUGCUUCUUUUUCCCCCAGUCCCUCAACACUUCUUUUAAAUUAUGUUUUUAUUAAGAUUAUUUUAUUAUGGAGAAAGGCAUUUGGAAAACUCACUAGCAUGUCCCAUCAUGGAUACUGGCUCCUUUGACAGUAUGUCCUGCCUGUUGUGUGUACAGCUUCUUUGUAGUUCCUCAGUUUCUGAGAUGAGAAGCCGGACAUCAGGUCAGGAACUGAUGGCCAGGGCUGGUAAAGGGCCCGUCAACCUUGUUUCUCCAACUACCUCGCGUCAUCAUGGAUUGGAGUGUAUUGCCUCUUGCUUUCCUGUGGGUGCCUGGGCCAUUAGUGUGCCAUGUGGAUUUGCCAAAACCAGAAGGUCCUUGCAGCUCGUACCACCGAUGACGUUUGGUGCUGGUAACCUGUGUGUGCAGCUUGCCUCUAAGAGCCGUGAAACAAGAGCUGAAACCUUACUGCUGCUCCAAAUUGAUAGGGACGCUCGGUGCCAGCUAUAGCUGGUCCUCAUCAUCCAAAGGACACUUUGAUGGCACAUGUAGCCACGAGAAGCCUGUGUCUCUGAAGUGUGGUUUUAAACCCCUGUGCUGUUUCUUGUUCCUGGGGCUGGGGACACUCCUUGCAUCAAGGGGUCACUUAAAAACACCUUUGGGGAAACUGCCCCUAAAACCCUCUCAUCUAUAGACAGCUUUGAAUUGAGGGUACUUUCUUCUUCCAGAAUGGUGUUACUCUAGGUGAGGUGCAAUAUGGGGAGCUAUUUUCUUACUGUGAUGAAAUAAAUGGCACAGCCAUGUGCUCACUUUAUUCUGACUGAACUCGAUGUAUACUCUAACUUAAGAAAUAAACAAUGCAGAAUACAA